Mus caroli (Ryukyu mouse) is the source of this 3874-nucleotide messenger RNA. RefSeq names its product SAM and HD domain containing deoxynucleoside triphosphate triphosphohydrolase 1 (gene Samhd1). Lineage: Eukaryota; Metazoa; Chordata; Mammalia; Rodentia; Muridae. The record is from RefSeq and is a predicted model, not a curated record. Gene Ontology annotation, molecular function: protein binding; dGTPase activity. Gene Ontology annotation, biological process: defense response to virus; regulation of innate immune response; dGTP catabolic process. Gene Ontology annotation, cellular component: nucleus.
GGAGGCCACGCUCCCAGGGCUGAUGUCCGGGGCGCCUGCGCAGUAGGCCUGGAGGCUGGCAAAACUGAAUGGACUUGCUUUUGGGGUGUGGUGUCAGUGCGGCUGCGCGCGAGCCGGUGCCGCGGUACUUAACUUCGCAGCCCCGGGUGUCGGAGGUAGCCAUGCAGAGCGCACCCAUGGAGCAGCCAGCUAAGCGGCCCCGCUGCGAUGGCAGCCCACGGACGCCACCGAGCACUCCUCCUGCAACAGCUAAUCUGUCUGCAGACGACGACUUCCAAAAUAGCGACCUCCGAACCUGGGAUCCGGAGGACGUGUGCUCCUUCUUAGAGAAUCGUGGUUUCCGAGAGAAGAAAGUGCUGGACAUGUUCAGAGAAAAUAAAAUCACCGGCUCGUUCCUGCCCUUUUUGGAUGAGGAUCGUCUGGAAGAUCUGGGAGUAAGUUCCUUGGAGGAGAGGAAGAAGAUGAUAGAAUGUAUCCAGCAGCUGAGUCAGUCUCGGAUUGAUCUAAUGAAGGUAUUUAAUGAUCCCAUUCAUGGCCACAUUGAGUUCCACCCUCUCCUUAUCAGAAUCAUUGACACACCUCAAUUCCAGCGACUUCGCUACAUCAAGCAGCUGGGGGGCGGCUACUAUGUUUUCCCUGGAGCAUCCCACAAUCGCUUUGAACACAGUCUUGGAGUGGGGUACCUAGCAGGCUGCCUGGUGCGAGCACUUGCCGAAAAACAGCCAGAGCUGCAGAUCAGUGAGCGAGAUAUGCUCUGUGUUCAGAUUGCGGGGCUCUGCCAUGACCUAGGUCAUGGGCCAUUUUCUCAUAUGUUUGAUGGCAGAUUUAUCCCACUUGCUCGCCCGGACAAAAAGUGGAAGCACGAACAGGGCUCCAUUGAGAUGUUUGAGCAUCUGGUUAAUUCUAAUGAACUCAAACUUGUCAUGAAGAACUAUGGUCUCGUCCCUGAAGAAGAUAUUACCUUUAUCAAGGAACAAAUUAUGGGACCACCUUUAACACCAGUCAAAGAUUCCUUGUGGCCAUAUAAAGGACGCCCUGCCACGAAGAGCUUCCUUUACGAGAUAGUGGCUAACAAAAGGAAUGGCAUCGACGUAGACAAAUGGGAUUAUUUUGCCAGAGACUGUCACCAUCUUGGAAUCCAAAAUAAUUUUGAUUACAAGCGCUUCAUUAAGUUUGCCCGUAUCUGUGAAGUGGAGUACAAGGUCAAGGAGGACAAGACCUACAUCCGUAAGGUGAAGCACAUUUGUUCGAGAGAAAAGGAGGUUGGAAAUCUGUAUGACAUGUUCCACACUCGCAACUGCUUACACCGAAGAGCUUACCAACACAAAAUCAGCAACCUCAUCGACAUAAUGAUUACAGAUGCUUUCCUCAAAGCAGACCCCUACGUGGAGAUUACAGGGACUGCCGGGAAGAAGUUCCGCAUUUCCACAGCCAUUGAUGACAUGGAAGCCUUCACUAAGUUGACGGAUAACAUUUUCCUGGAGAUUUUACACUCUGCUGAUCCACAGUUGUCUGAGGCCCAAAGUAUUUUAAGGAACAUUGAAUGCCGCAAUCUAUACAAGUAUUUGGGUGAGACCCAGCCGAAGGGUAAGAAGAUUAGGAAGGAAGAAUAUGAACGGCUUCCCCAAGAAGUUGCUAAAGCCAAACCUGAAAAUGAGCCAGAUGUUGAACUGAAAGCCGAAGAUUUCAUAGUUGAUGUUAUCAAUGUGGAUUAUGGGAUGAAAGACAAGAAUCCAAUUGAUCGUGUUUACUUCUAUUGUAAGAGCAACAGCAAGCAAGCGGUCAGGAUCAAUAAAGAGCAGGUGUCACAACUGCUGCCAGAGAAAUUUGCAGAGCAGCUCAUUCGGGUGUACUAUAAGAAGAAAGACUGGAAGAGCCUGGAUGCCGCCGGGAAGCACUUUGUUCAGUGGUGUGCGCUCAGGGACUUCACCAAGCCACAGGAUGGUGACAUUAUAGCUCCACUCAUAACACCUCUGAAAUGGAAUAAUAAGACUUCAUCUUGCCUCCAAGAAGUAUCCAAAGUAAAAACGUGUCUAAAAUUUUAAGUGAAUAUCUGUGGUUAGUUCUUUUCAAAAACCUCUUUCCCUCUACACAAUUAAGUUAGGAAAUAUAAUCAGAGCCCACCAAUGACCUUUAUUUAAUAUCUGGAAUGUAUUCUCAUGCUGGGGUGGUGGUCUCGUUUUCAUUCAAAAUGAAAAAUGGUAACAUUAACAAAUUUUUCCUAUCUAUCCUGUGGUGGUUUGACUAAGAAUGGUCCCAUAAGCUCAUAUAAUUCAAUGCCUGGUCACCAGGGAGUGGAACUGUUUGAAAGGAUUACAAGGAUCAAGACAGUGUGGCCUUGCUGGAGGAAGUGUGUCACAGAAGGUGUGCAUGCUCUUGUUCUCUCGCUCUCGCUCCCUCCCUCCCUCCCUCCCUUCCUCCUUCCCUCCUUCCCUACCACACAGCACCAUGCUCCUCCCCAUGAUGAUGGAUUAACCCUCUGAAGCUGUAAGCGCACCCUCAGUUAACCGCUUUCUUUUGUAAGAGUUGCCUUGGCCGUGGUGCCUCUGGACUGAGACAGGUGCUGUAAGAAGCGUUAGCUGGUGUAUUUUUAGCACUAACUGAAACCUUUCUCCUUUAGCAACCUGUUUCCCAGGGUAACUCUCCCAUCCAUCCUGACCUCUUAGGACAAAGGAUUGUCUUUUGGUUUUAAAUCAGGAAUUGAGACAAGGGUACAAACUAGAAUGGAAAUUGUGAUGCACCGUGUAGUUAAAAAAUAAACAAAAUCCUAGCCCACUGAAGAGGUGCCCGUCACCCUGCUCCUCCCCCAACACCCCACCCCUUCCAUCCCUGUUAAGUGCCAGGCGUGGGGGGCAUCGGGAGCAGUUCUUUCCUCAGAGGAGCUGAGGUGUGUCAGGCGGGUACUCUGCCGAUGACCUCAGCUCCAUCUCUGUCUUCCUGGUACAACUUCCCCUGUCCCCUGCUUUAGGAGAGGCUAGGUUCAGAGGACACCUCAUACCAGGCUACUCCUGAGUCUGUCAUGACUCCAGACAAGAUCACAGUUUUAAAGCACCUGCAACCCCUCCAGCCCCAGGGGACUCACUGCUGCCAGCCUGGGGACAGGUCUUCGCCCACCUCUUCUGAGCUGAACUGGUCAGAUGACCACCGACCCCACCCUCUGGCUGCUCUCUCUGGCACCACUGUUGCUGCAGUGUGUUUACGGGUUUUAGGACAUUCUGGACUGCCUUUGUGAGCUUAGCGACUGCGCAGUGAGUCUCAGGUUCUUUUUGUAGCUUGCUGUUCCUACCAGUUCCGAGCUGCUGUGGUUCUCCCUGCUGCCCCCCCACUCCCACUUUGCACAGCUUUACCAGGAACUGAGUCCAAUUGGAGCCAACAGUGGUCAACAGAAAUGCUAGAGUUGCAGGCAGUGGGGACAGAGGCAGGAGCUGGAGGCGACAUCUUAGUGAUGAUGCUCUUCCGUGUGAGCAGCCUUGUGCUGCCUCUCUCCUCCGGGUAGCCACGUUCUGUCUUGUCCACUCAUGGGUGAAGAGUAUUUGGUGUGUCUGCCACUAUGGGGUCAUAAAUGCACUGGAGGUGCUAGCUCUCCCCCACUAGCCACGGUGCCUCUGUAGAUCCACGAGACAGCCAGGGGUCCCCCUCCCCUUUGUGUGCCCAGACUCAAGGUUAAGAAGUGGAAAGUUUUCUGCGAAUAUUUUUGUAUUUUUGCCAGUCCAUAUUUUUUAAAUCAUUAUGGUUUAUUGUGGAGUUUUGUAGUCCUAAUUUUGUACCGUGGUAUGUGGGAAACAAAUCGGACCCAUUUUAUGCCUUUGAAGCUGAUUUCCUUGUGAGUACCUGUGCCAUUUACGAGACUGCAUUAAAAAUGGAGAUUUUAACA